GCCGUCGUUUCUCUCCCUUUCUUUCUUUCUUUCGAGGCGAGGGAGCGAGAGCCCACGUCCAUGGGCAAGGAAACCCUAGCGUCCUCCUCUUCUUGGGGCGCGGAUCCGCCACCAGAGGAUUCUUGGAUCGACGCGCAUCGCGGGUUACUUCCUCGAUGGAGGUCCUUGCGCGAAUCUUCUCAGAUGCCGAUUCCGAUUUCGAUAUCCAGAGUCAACCAGUUUGAUGCUGCGAGGUUGGAUGUGGAAAUGACUGCUAUGUUGAAGGAGCAGUUAGUUAAAGUCUUCUCUUUGAUGAAGCCAGGGUUCCUAUUUCAAUACGAGCCAGAACUUGAUGCUUUUCUAGAGUUCCUCAUUUGGAGGUUUUCAAUUUGGGUAGAUAAACCAACACCAGGGAAUGCUCUUAUGAAUCUGAGAUAUAGAGAUGAGCGUGCAGUGCCUACCAGAGGAAAAGACGUUAGAACAGGACUGGAAGGCCCUGGGCUCUCUGUCUCGCAGAAGAUAUGGUAUUGCCUAACAAUUGUGGGUGGCCGUUAUGUAUGGUCCCGCUUGCAAUCAUUCUCUGCUUUCCGCAGAUGGGGUGAUUUUGAACAGAGACCAUUAGGACGCAGGCUUUGGCUCCUAAUACAACGUGUCGAGGGCUUAUACAAAGCUGCAUCUUUCAGUAAUCUGUUGAUAUUCCUGUAUACUGGAAGGUAUAGGAGUAUUAUUGAAAGGGCACUUAAAGCAAGGCUUGUUUAUGGAAGCCCCAACAUGAAUCGAGCUGUUAGUUUUGAGUACAUGAAUCGGCAGUUGGUGUGGAAUGAAUUUUCGGAAAUGUUGCUUUUGCUUCUUCCUCUUUUAAAUUCAUCAUCAAUCAAGAAAUUCCUUCUCCCAUUCUCCAAAGAUAACUCAUCUGGUUCCUCCAGCAAUGAAUCAGAGUGCCCCAUAUGCCAUGCCAAUCCAACUAUUCCGUUUGUCGCUCUUCCUUGUCAGCAUAGGUAUUGUUACUAUUGCCUCCGCACUCGCUGUGCAGCAGUCAGCUCAUAUCGCUGCGCACGUUGCAAUGAGGCUGUUGUGGCCAUUCAACGACAUGGAUUAGGAGAAAGUAGAACAUCUAAGAAUUGAGUUCCCAGUUUGGUAUUGUAAAAGCACUGUAUAAUAUGCCUGAAGCGGCAUACAUUCAUUGAUUUAAAGAACCUCACAGGAAUCUAGUUAGAAAUAGAAUUGCAGCAUUCCGUUUUUGUUUUCUCCAUUGGCAGCAGAGCUCUUCUUAGGCUGU
This is a messenger RNA of Phoenix dactylifera (date palm), 1258 nucleotides long. RefSeq names its product Pex2/Pex12 N-terminal domain-containing protein / zinc finger (C3HC4-type RING finger) family protein (gene TED3). Gene Ontology annotation, cellular component: peroxisomal membrane. Lineage: Eukaryota; Viridiplantae; Streptophyta; Magnoliopsida; Arecales; Arecaceae. Gene Ontology annotation, biological process: protein import into peroxisome matrix. Gene Ontology annotation, molecular function: zinc ion binding. The record is from RefSeq and is a predicted model, not a curated record.